This is a messenger RNA of Cucurbita moschata (crookneck pumpkin), 2515 nucleotides long. Its product is annotated as BTB/POZ domain-containing protein At5g48800-like. The transcript is spliced from 4 exons. The record is from RefSeq and is a predicted model, not a curated record. Gene Ontology annotation, molecular function: protein binding. NCBI's taxonomy places the organism in Eukaryota, Viridiplantae, Streptophyta, Magnoliopsida, Cucurbitales, Cucurbitaceae. The coding region runs from base 498 to 2354 and encodes 618 amino acids.
UAAAGGGUGAAGGAGAAGACUUGGAAAAAUGAGAUCAUGAUUUGUCAAACGAAAUAACGACUUUUUCCCGCUCUUUUAUAAUUCUUUUUGAUUCCUUGAUCGCACAGUUUGGAAUGGAUUUUUGACUUUUUUUGUUCGUUCAAAGAUUGCAGAUUUUCUUGCCCCUUUAUCGCGCUUGUUUGCCUGCUCAAACAGGGCACAAAUGAUCACAGAGGAAAAAAGGAAGAAACCCAAAAAGAAGGCACAAAAUUAGUGAAUCUAGCAAGGUUUGAUGGGAAGGCAAACAAUUUGUGGCGUGCUAAUCAAAGGUAUGACCCACCAAUAAGGCCCCAUUGGAAAGGAAGAUUGUAAUCUAGUGAUUUGCAACAAUGCACUCAACCUGUUCGACGAAAGUCGCCAAAGAACUUCUUCACCUUUCCUCAACUGGGUCUCUGUCUCUGUUUAUGUCUCUUUACACCCUUUGUUUCCUAAGCUCUCCCUUGGCUCGCUUCCUCUGAAUGGACCGAAGCGACAUGCUGCAGCUCCAGCUCCAGCAACAGUUGUCUCUUGCUAAGUCUGUGCGCCACCGCUGCAACGAAUGGAUUUUCCGCGAUGUUCCUAGCGAUAUUACAAUAGAAGUGGCUGGAGUUACAUUCUCCUUGCAUAAGUUCCCUCUCGUCUCUCGAAGUGGGCGGAUUCGAAGGUUAGUUGCAGAACAUAGGGAUUCCGACAUCUCGAAGGUGGAGCUUCUUAAUCUACCAGGAGGUGCUGAAUCUUUUGAGCUAGCAGCAAAAUUCUGUUAUGGGAUCAAUUUCGAAAUUACUGCAGGAAAUGUUGCUCAGCUAUGUUGUGCAUCUGAUUAUCUUGAAAUGAGUGAAGAAUUCUCGAAGGAUAAUCUUGGUUCCCGAGCUGAAGAAUAUCUCGAGAGAAUCGUCUCGAAGAACCUUGAAAUGUGUGUUGAAGUGUUGCAACAAUGUGAGAAUCUACUCCCUUUAGCUGAUGAGCUGAAAGUAGUUAGCCGCUGCAUUGAUGCAAUAGCAUCAAAAGCUUGUACAGAGCAAAUUGCUUCGAGCUUCUCACGCUUGGAGUAUAGCAGUUCAGGGAGACUUCACAUGAGCAAGCAGGCCACGUGUGAUAGCGACUGGUGGAUUGAGGAUAUCUCUGUUCUUCGUAUCGACUUGUAUGAACGAGUCAUUACUGCCAUGAAGUGUCGAGGGGUUCGUCCUGAGAGCAUAGGUGCAUCCUUGGUGAAUUAUGCUCAAAGGGAGUUAACAAAGAAAUCCAGUUUAUGGAACCCAUCUGGCCAGACAAAGGUCGAUUUUGUUACGAGUUCAUACGGGCAAGAAAAACUUGUUGUUGAAACAAUAGUUAGCCUUUUUCCAGUUGAAAAAUUGGCUAUUCCAAUCAGUUUCCUUUUUGGGCUUCUGAGGAGUGCUGUGAUGCUUGAUUGCUCUGUUGCUUGCAGACUUGACCUCGAGAGAAGGAUAGGAUCUCAGUUGGAUAUCGCUACUCUUGAUGAUCUUCUGAUUCCAUCCUUCAAACAUUCAGCUGAUACUUUAUUUGAUGUUGACACGGUUCACAGGAUCUUGGUAAACUUCUCUCAACAAGAUGAUAGCGAGGACAAUAUGGAAGACGCCUCCGUUUUUGAAUCGGAUAGUCCUCGUUCGCCAUCUCAAAGUGCGUUGUUUAAAGUAUCCAAAUUAGUAGACAACUACCUUGCUGAAAUUGCCCCGGAUGCAAACCUCAAGCUUUCGAAGUUCAUGGUCAUUGCAGAUUCCUUACCUUCACAUGCACGCACCGUCCACGAUGGAUUAUAUCGAGCCAUUGAUAUCUAUCUUAAAGCUCAUCAAGGUCUAUCAGACUUAGACAAGAAGAAGCUCUGCAAGCUAAUAGAUUUUCAGAAGCUCUCGCAGGAGGCCGGAGCUCAUGCUGCUCAAAACGAGCGCCUUCCCCUCCAAUGCAUGGUUCAAGUCCUUUAUUUCGAGCAACUAAGGCUUCGUAACGCAUUGUCGAAUUCUUGUGGUGACGAAGACUACAAACCUUCACAUCAAUCAUGGAGGAUUAGCAGUGGUGCAUUGAGUGCAGCAAUGUCUCCACGAGACAAUUAUGCAUCACUGAGACGGGAAAAUCGGGAGCUAAAACUUGAACUGGCUCGACUACGGAUGAGAUUAAAUGAUCUCGAAAAAGAACAUGUUUGUAUGAGGAGGGAUAUGCAAAAGUCCAGUUCUCGUAAAUUUAUGAAUUCGUUCUCGAGGAAAUUUGGUAAAAUGAGCUUCUUUGGGAAUAGCUCUUCAAAGGGUUCGAGUUCGCCAUCGAAACAUUCAUUGAGGACGGAUUCCAAAGUGAUUGAAAGAACAUGUACAAGUGCAGAAUAGUUCCAAUUUACACUCAGAGCAAUGCAGAGCCUCUUUUCUUUGUUAAGUAAAGUUUUUCCCUUUUUCCCCCUCUUUCGAGAAUGGUUCAGUCUAUUUGUAACCUGUAAAUGAUUAGUAUUGCCAAGAACUCUUCUUUAUCGAUGAUGUUUUUGGUAACCAAA